CUAAUUUCUUAGUGAUUGUUUAUUUAAAUUAUUGCAAAAUUCCUUGAGCAUUUACUUAAUGUCAGUUAUAGUCAUAGUCAAUUUAUUAGAUAGCAAAUAGAAUUUUUACAAACAAAAAGCCCAUUGCUUAACUAAUCUGAAAUGUUUAGUAAAAAAUGUUGCCACACUUUGGUGUGCUGAUUGGCAUUUUGCAACUUUAUAUGGUAGUAACUGAAUUAGUGUUGUGUCAUUGACUACAAUGUGCUAUAUUUGUUUUGCCUAAAGUUUCAGUAGCUUUGAAAUACCUUACUUGGAAGUAGUUUACAAAUAAGUGAAAAUUAGAACCAAAUUUUCAUCAAAUGGUAUAACUGUAUCUGGACUACAAUAUUUUAGAGAGGUUCCUAUUGCUGAUUACUGUUAGACAGAAAAAAGCUACUGUUCAUACCUUUCAUGUUUCAUGCAAAAUCAUUUUGAGUUCUAUCUUGAUCUCAUCUUUUUAUAGUACCUUUAAGUCAAGACUGACCUUUAAUCACUACAUAGACUAUAUAGACAAGUCUAUCCAGUUUCCUUGAAAAAUAUUUUGGAAAAUGAUUUGCUGUUGUCUUUUUCCUUUGUUGAGAAAGACUGUUUUUAAAGAGAUCUUUCCCCACGAAGGCUGCCAUAAACCAGAAUGAGAUGUUGGCUAGCAAUUCAGGGAUUCAAAAAUAUUUUAGGCACCAUACUGAAAAAAGAAGCGCUAUAACUUUUAAUGCAUUUAGGAGAGAGGAAAAUAUUGCUGAACAACUGAUUAUUUGAUUACCAGAUUCAAUGUUAUUGUAGAAUCUUUGACAAAUUGUUGAACUAAUUUAUCUAGAUCAAUUUGCAAAGCUUCAUUUUUUUCAGAGUAUGCAAUUGUAUUCAACAUUUCCCACUGUUUAAACCAGCCGGUUGAGGAAUUCUGGCAGUUGAAGUCCAGAUAUCUUAAAGUUUCUGAGGUUGAGAAAUACUGGCUUAGACCAUAAAAGGGGUUGAUUUUUUUAAAGGUCCAGAGCCUCUCCAAAGGGUCUUCUCUUUUGCUGCAGAGAGUAACUCAGCUUCCCUCUGAAAAUCUUGUUAUCUUUCAUAUUGAGUUAAGGAUGCAACAUUUUAAAAAGCAAAUUGCAUUCUUUUAUUCCAGCAUGUCUUUUGAAAGUAUAAUUUUAUAAUAAUUUUGUUUGAAAUUUAGGUCCAAAUUCACAGUUUGAAACAAAAGAAUAGAAAUCUUGUCUCAGUUUGCAUAUUUACUCUACUACAUUUCCUAUUUUUUGUAAUUUCCAGGGAACAAGAAAGGAAGCAGGCUGCUUUAGUCAUCCUUUCCGUGUUCUGACACUUCUGGUAACCGAAGAUAGCCUGUUAGCUUUCAGAUCAGAUAUGCCAGUGGAAUUCCCCCUCCCUCUUUUCAUUACAUAACACAUUCCCACUGUUAAGCCUCUGAUAAGCAAGAUUUUGAGAAUACUAACUAUUUCUGUGUUAGGUAAUUUAAGAGGAAAACCUUAGAGCACCAUUGCUAGAGCUUUAAGCUUGAUCUUUCUUGAAUUUUCAUAGAGCAUUUAAAGCCAAUUGAUUAAACUUGACCUGAAUGUAGAAAGCAUUCUUCAAGAAAUGAUAUAUAAUUAUCAAUUGUUUAUUUUGUUAUUGUGUAGAAUACUUUCCUAGUUUAUGUGUAAAAUUUAUCAACAUGUGAAUUAAUUGAUAGAAUGAUUUUCUAUCAUGCACUUGAUCUAUUCUUAUAUAUAUAUUAAUUGCAUUUGUGAGUGUUUGUAAAGGAAUGUAGAGCUGACCAUGGGGAUAGGAAAGAGAUGAACAAGCCAUUAAAAAUGACUUGUAGAAGAAAAAUUAUACUGUUCUUACACCAGAGCCAAGAUAAACUCUGCCUUAAUUUCACUUUUGUAAGAUAGGACAAAGAAACUUCAAGAUUGUGUUACUCUACUUUAGUAUAAUAAAAUAUUCCUAAUAUUCCUAAAUUCUAUCAUGUCCAUUUCUUGACCUGGCCUACCUUAACAGUAUUUAAGGAAUCAUAUGCUGAUAUAUUAUCCAAGGAAAUGUAAUGCUAAAGCAGAGUGUCUAUGUCAUUUGGGGUGGUAUGGGGGUGGAGUCUCAUCUGAUAAUGCUAGGAAGUUAUUUUAUUUACUUUAUUUGUAUUCUGCCAUUCAUAAACUUCACAAAACUAAAAAAGAACACAAUUAAAUCUAAAGAUGAACCUAACAAUAAAAAUAUUAAUUAACCCAACCAAGAAGAAAAAUUGAAAAAAAACCCACUAUCCAAUAUUACCAGGGACAAAAAUAAAUCUAAGUCAGGUAUUUGCUAAUAUAUGUUAAUAUCCAUAACUUCCUUGUGUGAUAGAUAGAAAAUAUAGCUCCUAAUGGCUCUUCUGAAGCUCAGCUGGCAAUUUGAUAGAGAAGGUGUUCCAAAGCAUAGGGCAGGGAUAAAAGAGGCCCAUUUCCUAGGUCCAAUUAGAUGACAUUUUUGAAAAGAGUAGGGAAUUGAGACUAUUUUUAAUCUGAUUGGGUGGCCAGAUGAAGAAGAGAAAAUGUUGUCCUGUGCAUAACCAAGUCCUGGGCAUAGAGUGACAUAGAGUCAAAAGUGCUAAAACCUUAUUGAAUUGCAUCCAAAACCUAACUGGCAACCAAUGCAGCUUCCAAAAUGGUGGUGGUGGUGGAGGUGUUUGUCACCUGAAUAUAAAGGGAAACAGCCAUUGCCAUCCUGAAUGCACAAUUAAGGAUAGCACUCUGUAGAGAGCAUUAUUACAAUUCAAACAAGAGGUACCUAGAACAAUGCUUCCAAGUGUAGCUGGAGCAAGGCUUCCAUAUGUAGCUGAAAAGCUCUCCUGGCUGUAGUUGCUAUUUAGUUUUUAAACUGGAACCGUACAUUCAAGAGACUCCCAUAUUUGUCGAUUAUCUCUGAGCAGAUGAGUACAUCUGUAUUCAGAGUUUAAGAUGGUAUUGGACUUAUUUUGCUUAUAAACUCAAAGCCAUUGUUUUCGUUCUAUCUAGACCUAGCAGGCCUCUAGUUACUGGGUUAGUAAGACACCUGUUUGACCCAGAUCUGGUACCAGCCAUACUCUUAGCAGAGCGUAGGGUGUUAUCUAUUAAGACCUUGUGGGCAUCUAGAGACAUUACUCCACACAAAAUGAUUUAUCUGGUUAUUGUGGAGUAAGUCUCUCGAUGUGGUUCAUAUGCAUCCAGAAGUUGCCUCUAUAUACUCAAAUUUGUUGUAUCUACUCCAUGGUAAUAUUUUAGGAAAAUAGUUGCAGAUGACAAAGGGAAGCAUAGUCUGGGUUCUUGAAAGAAGACUUCAAGUUGCAUUGUGCUAUUGGGUAAUUUUAAAAAAACCCAUUUGUAUGGUUGACCAUUUGACCAUUUGACAUUAUGACCAUUUGUAGCAUCCCAUACUCACAUGAUCAUAAUUUAAGGCUUUCUUGCUGGAAACUGAUGUUUACUUUUGGUUUCCAGGAAAAUACAUUCUUUGCGGGCAAUGGAUUCUCUUAACAACCAUGGUAUUUGGUUUAUGAUCGUGACGUUUGCUUAAUAUCCAGUGGUAAAAAAAAAAGAUAAAAUCAGUUACAGUCACAUGGUGACUCACUUAACAACUGGCACAAGUUACAAACAUAAUUUCAGGUUUAAACAUGGCUCUUAAAUUGAGGAUCAUCUGUUAGCACAAACUGUCUAAGUAUUACACAAGUAACAAAAUGAUAGAUGCCAACAUGACUUAAUACGGUACCCAGGUUUAUUUUAUAUUGUGGUUUCUGGUGUUUUUUUUGCUUGAGGUGGAAUAGAGAAGUAUUAAAAAAACCCAGGAAGUUCUAAUGUUGUAAGAUAGGAGUUGACUACAUACCUCAAGGCCAGAGGUUUGUGGGUACAGAGUUAAUAGAGAAAGAAGGAAAUGCAAAUAUCUGACAGUGUCUAACUGUCUAACUAAUCCAGGUCUAACAAUAACUAUAGCUGCUGUCAUUAAGAGAUGCAGUCACACAAUGUUUUCCCAAAUGAUCACUUCAUUUAGUGAUGGAACUUCCUGUUUUGAUUAAGAUAAUUAAGCAAGGCCUACCUUAAAAAAAAAAGAACGGUUGUUUUUUAAAAAAUAAAUUUUAUUCAAAGUUUUAAAGACAGUGUAAAAUUGACACAAACUAACCAAGCCAAUAAAAAAAGAACCAAAAAAGAGAAAAAAUUCUAUGAGAAAGAAUAGAAAGAAAUAGAAGGAAACUUCCGAUUUCUUCUGCAGCAAAUAUAAGUAUUACAGCAUUAUCUUUUAUUAUGAUUGCAACAAUCCUCAUUUUUUUCUGUUCAUUUUUUCUAACCAUCAAAAUCACACUCAUUUUUUCUUGUUUCAUGAGGUAAGGAAGUUAAUUUAGCUAUCAAGGAAAGUUGCUGCAUAAAUGGUAGUUACUUUUUAGGUUUCUAAAGAAAGAGCUGUUAAUUAUUGCAGCCAAAACUAAUUGAAUUUGAGAUAGGUAAAGAGAUGGAAAAUGGUCUUUGCUUAAUAGGGUCAUCUAUAGCGUUGGAUUCAAAUAGUUCAUUUGACACUGCAAAAGAUGUCACAUAGUUUGAUGGUUUAGGGGCGCCAAAUUGUUCAUGCAUGAGUGAGAGAGGUUGAAGUGUUCUGUUGGGUAAUUUAGAUAGUUUAAUCGAAAUUCAUUUAUGGAAUUAAAUUUUAACAUGCAUAACAGUGACUUAAUAGAGGAAAGUAUUACAGCAUUAAUAAAUCUAUUUCACAGUACCAGUACUAUUAAUAGCUGAAAACUUUUGGGGAAGUUUAUCCCUGCGGUAGAGUUUAUGGUCAUGAAAUUUGACAUAGAACAUUAUUAAUGACUAUAUAUACUAAUUUGUUGCAGUUUAGAAUGAGGCAUCAAUGCAGUUUUUGAAUCUAAAUAAUUUGCUUGUUACUGCCAUUCAGGCAUCAUGCUCUUAGGCUCCUGUCUUCAAAUCUGUGUUGUGGAAGUAUAUAUAGAUAUGGGUUUCUUAGAAACACUUUUGAUUUUUCAAAGGUUUGCAUUUGGAAAAUAGUUAUAAUUCAAAAGGAUUUUUAUAUUUAUGGAAUGGCUUAAUAAUUGGCAAAUAAUAUUAAAAGGUCUGUAGUAAGAUUUUUCACUAUCUCAUUGGUCAUUACCGUAACAUCUUACCACAAUGGUAUAUUUUAGUAAGAUUAAAUGUUUCCCUUACAUUUGCUACUUAGAAAAUAAUUUCUUACAUAGAUCAAAUUAUAAUAUUUAAUACUUGGCUUUAGUUUAUCUUUGCAGCUAUUGGAAAGUGAUUGUUUUGAAGUAAUGCCCACAGAAAGUGGAAGCUGUGCCACUGCUCGCCAAGCCAAGCAGAAACGAAAAUCUCACAGUCUUUCUAUACGAAGAACCAACAGCUCUGAACAAGAGAGAUCAGGAUUGCAGAGAGAGAUGCUGGAAGGCCAGGAUUCAAAGCUACCAUCGUCCAUUAGAAAUACACUUCUGGAACUUUUUGGUCAAAUAGAAAGAGAGUUUGAGAACCUCUACAUUGAGAAUCUUGAAUUACGCAGAGAGAUUGAUACACUUAAUGAACGCUUAGCAGCUGAAGGCCAAGCCAUUGAUGGAGCAGAAUUGAGCAAGGGGCAACUGAAAACAAAAGCCAGCCAUAGUACCAGUCAGCUGUCUCAGAAAUUAAAGACUACUUACAAGGCAUCAACUAGCAAGAUAGUCUCCAGUUUCAAAACAACAACAUCCAGGGCAAUAUGUCAGCUAGUGAAAGAGUAUAUUGGUCAUCGAGAUGGCAUUUGGGAUGUCAGUGUCACAAAAACGCAACCUGUGGUGCUUGGGACAGCAUCAGCUGAUCAUACUGCUUUGCUGUGGAGCAUAGAGACAGGAAAGUGUCUUGUCAAAUAUGUUGGACAUGCUGGAUCAGUAAAUUCCAUAAAGUUUCAUCCAACAGAACAGGUGUCUCUUACAGCUUCAGGAGAUCAGACAGCUCAUAUUUGGAGAUAUAUGGUGCAGUUGCCCACUCCUCAACCUACCACAGAUUGCAAUCAAAUGUCCGGUGAAGAUGAAGUUGAGUUCUCUGAUAAAGAUGAACCCGAUGGAGAUGGAGAUGGCUCAAGUGAUUGUCCCACCAUCCGAGUUCCUUUGACUUCCCUAAAAAGCCAUCAGGGUGUUGUCAUAGCAGCUGAUUGGCUGGUUGGAGGAAAGCAAGCAGUGACCGCUUCAUGGGACAGGACAGCCAACUUGUAUGAUGUAGAGACAUCUGAACUUGUGCACUCUCUGACAGGACAUGACCAAGAACUUACACACUGUUGCACUCACCCCACCCAGCGCCUUGUGGUAACUUCAUCGCGUGACACAACCUUCCGUCUAUGGGAUUUCAGAGACCCUUCGAUUCACUCUGUGAAUGUCUUUCAAGGCCAUACAGACACUGUGACCUCAGCUGUUUUCACUGUGGGAGACAAUGUGGUUUCAGGUAGUGAUGAUCGUACUGUGAAAGUUUGGGACUUGAAAAAUAUGAGAUCACCCAUUGCCACUAUUCGCACAGACUCUGCAGUAAAUAGGAUUAAUGUUUGUGUCGGCCAAAAAAUCAUUGCCCUUCCACAUGACAACCGACAGGUUAGAUUGUUUGACAUGUCUGGAGUGCGAUUAGCACGUCUUCCUCGCAGCAACAGACAGGGUCAUAGAAGAAUGGUUUGCUGCUCAGCAUGGAGUGAAGAUCAUCCAAUAUGCAACCUCUUCACUUGUGGAUUUGAUCGUCAGGCUAUUGGAUGGAACAUCAACAUCCCUGCUUUGCUUCAGGAAAAAUGAGAAGUUCUCCUCAUGUUUCCCCAGUUUUAUUGCCACAGACUUUGUGCAGACUUUCCUGUAAGCUGCAGUCAGUAUAAAAGGCGCACUUUGAAAAGGGCGGUGGGUGGAAUUGCAAAUAUUGUUACUGCAUUGUGCACAGUUGCAUGAAAUGUACAGAAAAAAAAUGUGACCUUUUCAAAGAAGUUAGGCCAAUGUUUCUGAACUGUGGCAACAUUAAAGUGUAUGAAUUUGAAUUCUCAGAAUUCCCCAGCCAGCAUAGCUAGCCUGGGAAUUCUGGGAAUUGAAGUCCACACAUUUUAAAGUAGCCAAGGUUAAGAAACAUUGAAUUAGGUUCUUGUGUAUGAACUUUUUUUAUCUUGAUAUCCACUGGUGUCUAGAAGGACACUUAGCUUUCCUAUGGAGCAUAUAUGUUUGCAGUUUACUCAUUCUAGUUGAACGUUAGGGCAUUAAGUUCAGCUUAAAUAUGAAUUCUGUGUACUUCCCAUGAAAAAUAUAUAGUUCACCUUUCUCCCAUCACAUUACACAUUUGCCCUGUGGAUAAAAGAGAAUAUAAAGUUACUCUUUAAGAUGAAAGAGGGAGCAGAUUGCUACAAUGUGUAGCUGAGCUUUUCUUGCAUCUAUAUAUAGUGUGAUCUGAAGACUCAAAUAUAGUAUUAAUUUCAACUCCUAGUAUAUCUUAGUUACUGAAUUAAAAACAAGGGUCAGGGAAGAAAACUAUAAAUAUCUUUAUAUAACAGAUAUAAAAUGUUGGAUUGCCAUAUUGGGAAUGAAUACUCCUGUACGUUUCAAGACCUAUUUAAAUUAUUACACUCCUGGUCUGAGGAACCACUCUGUCAGAUUCUCACAUAAGGCAAAUGACAAUAUUUUACAAUCAUGCAAAUCUGAAUAAGUUCUUAAAGCACUUUAGUUUAGAUAUAAACCCCAAAUGUCCAGUUACAUUUCCUGAAGAAUGUGAGACUUGUAUCUAAGAAGGAUUUUCCUUACUAGUUUUUUGUGAAUAUUUUAAAGCUGGUGAGUAAAUCUUGUUAUUUUACUUGUUUUUAUUUUUUUAAAAAAUACACCGAUGUUUUAAUGUAGAUUGACAUAAUUCUCUUUGAGCCAAGGACAACACAAGGCCGUGUCCAAGCAUUCUGCCACACAAAGGGCGUUGCUUCUCUCCCUUCCCUCUCUCACUUAAUGGCCAUUCUUGGAAAAAAUAAUUUUAUGGGAUAGGUUGCUUGCAUUACCAAUUUUAAACUGAAUUUUAAACUAAAUUACUAAAGAUUAUCAAAUUUUAAACUGAAUUUUAAACUAAAAUUGAAGCAAGUUUAAUAAAACUUUACCAGGCUGAAAAAGUCAGCUUAAGAAAAAUAUAAUCCCUGUUCAACACAAUCCUCUAGCCCCUCCUUAAAUUUCACACCAGUACAUGCUAAGUGGGCAUUAUCCUACUUAAAUUGUGCUGCCAGAUUUGCAUAUUUAAUUCAUAUUUACAAGGGCAUUUGGUAGCCACCAGUUGAAAGAAAAGUCUGAAAGUUGUACUUUCAAAAUUCUUUCACAGAUGAAUGCAGAAAAUUCUCUUUACUGUCCAUUAUUGUCUCCAGAGUGGCAUGCAAAUUGCUUAACAAAGAGUUUAAAAUUAAUUUUUAUAAAUAAGAAGUGUAGAAAGUAUAGCUUGGGUGGGGUGGACGACUUCAUAUAGCUUGCCAAGAUCUGCUUUGUGACCCAACAGAACUCUUUUUUGAGUAAAUGGUAGAAAAAUUGUCCCAUUUGAUGGUGUUUUAAUUAGAAAAUGGUAUCUUAAUCCUUGGAGAUGUUUGAAAACACUUAUUCAAUUUCUUUAAGCUUUGUGACUACCUCCCAGACAAGCUUUAGGGGACGCGGUGGCUCAGUGGCUAAGACACUAAGCUUG
This is a messenger RNA of Thamnophis elegans (Western terrestrial garter snake), 8633 nucleotides long. It is a transcript of the gene WDR37, whose product is annotated as WD repeat domain 37. The transcript is spliced from 13 exons. Gene Ontology annotation, molecular function: protein binding. Gene Ontology annotation, cellular component: preribosome, large subunit precursor. Bases 5258 to 6745 code for a protein of 495 amino acids. The record is from RefSeq and is a predicted model, not a curated record. NCBI's taxonomy places the organism in Eukaryota, Metazoa, Chordata, Lepidosauria, Squamata, Natricidae.